Molecule: messenger RNA, 763 nt
Organism: Brassica napus (rape)
Lineage: Eukaryota; Viridiplantae; Streptophyta; Magnoliopsida; Brassicales; Brassicaceae
Product: elicitor peptide 1-like
Exons: 2
Coding region: 121-441 (106 amino acids)
Biological process (GO): innate immune response
Source: RefSeq, a predicted model, not a curated record
AAACGCAAAGCUGUUUCUCUAGCCUCUCUUCUCAAUCACUCACCUUACAAGAACAGCUUCAAUUCUCUCACUAAACUUAAUCAUCCGACUAGUAAAAGUCUUAACUCAGAUCUCAUCCCAAUGGAAAAAAUUGAGAGACAAACCGAAGAAGCAUCUUAUCUAGGGCUUCCUUUUAAUUUCCUCAACCAAACUCUUAAAGCUAUCUUAAGGUGUCUUGGAAUACUUCGUCAUGAUCCUCCCACGGUUACGAAAACGUCGUCAGAUUCUGCACCCUUAAACCAGCCGGAGGAGGAAGAAGAUGUGGUCAUGGAAGACAACGUCGUUGUGGCGACUAUGGGCAGUAAAAACGGCAUCAUAAUAACGAGUAGGGGAUCAAAGGUGAAAGCAAAGAAAAAGGACAAGGAAAAAGUUAGCUCAGGACGACCGGGGCAACAUCACUAGCAGUUUCACUACAUUACUGCUCCUUCUUUUCGUAAUAUAACUAGUUUUGGCUAAAAACACGAAGAUUAAGAAGUAUUUUAUAAUAAAUAGGUUAGAUAUUAUUUAACCAAUAAAAAAUAAGUCUAUUUAAUUUGAUUGGUCACACUGUAUUCAAUAAAUGUAAAAAUUACCUAGAAAUACGAAAACUACUUACAUGACAAAAAUAUUUCCCUAAAACUAGUUACAAUAUGAAACGGAGGGAGUAUUAUUUAGUUUGAUUCGCAGUUAUGAUUUUUGUUUUAAUAAAUGUUUCAAUAAUGGUAGUAUAGUGUUGUUGUUUGUA